AUGGCCGGCGUCAUCCUGGAGAGCAUCUUCCUGAAGCGCUCGCAGCAGAAGAAGAAGACGUCGCCCCUCAACUUCAAGAAGCGCCUCUUCCUGCUCACCGAGAGCAAGCUCUCCUACUACGAGUACGACUUCGAGCGCGGGCGCCGGGGCAGCAAGAAGGGCUCGGUGGACGUCGAGAAGAUCACGUGCGUGGAGACCGUGGUGCCCGAGCACAACCCGCCGCCCGAGCGGCAGGUCCCGAGGAAAGGGGAGGAUUACGGCAACGUGGAGCAGAUGUUCAUCAUCGAGCGCUUCCCCUACCCCUUCCAGGUGGUGUACGACGAGGGGCCCCUCUACGUCUUCUCGCCCACCGAGGAGCUGCGCAAGCGCUGGAUCCAGCAGCUCCGCAGCGUGACCCGCUACAACAGCGACCUGGUGCAGAAGUACCACCCCUGCUUCUGGCUGGACGGGCAGUACCUGUGCUGCUCGCAGACCGCCAAGAACGCGCUGGGCUGCAAGCUGCUGGAGAGCCGCAACGGCAGUUUAAAGGCCGGGCGGUCGCAUCGCAAGACCAAGAAGCCGCUGCCCCCGACGCCCGAGGAGGAGCAGGCGGGAGCCGCGGCUGCGCCCACGAUGCCGACGUGCCCGCUGGCGCCCAAGGCCCUGCCYGCGGGCGAGCUGAGGAAGGUGGUGGCCAUGUACGACUACGAGCCCAUGACGGCGCAGGACCUGCGGCUGCGCAAGGGCCAGGAGUACCUGCUGCUGGAGGAGAGCCACCUGCCCUGGUGGAAGGCGCGCGACAGGAGCGGGAGGGAGGGCUACAUCCCCAGCAACUACGUGACCGAAAGCAGCAAUUCCCUGGAGACCUUUGAGUGGUACUCCAAGAACAUCACCCGGAGCCAAGCGGAGCAGCUGCUGAAGCAGGAGGGGAAGGACGGGGGCUUCAUUGUCCGCGACUCGACCAGCAAGACGGGCAAAUACACGGUGUCCGUCUACGCCAAGGCGUCCUGCGGCGACGCCCAGGGCACCGUGCGCCACUACGUGGUGUGCCGCACGCCCCGCGACCAGUACUACCUGGCCGAGAAGCACCUCUUCGACAGCGUGCCCGAGCUCAUCACCUACCACCAGCACAACUCGGCCGGCCUCAUAUCCAGACUGAAAUACCCCGUGUCCCAGCACCAGCGGAGCGCUCCAUCCACGGCUGGCCUUGGCUACGGCUCCUGGGAGAUUGACCCGAAGGAUCUGACUUUCCUGAAGGAGCUGGGAACAGGGCAGUUUGGAGUGGUGAAGUACGGGAAGUGGCGAGGCCAGUACGACGUGGCCAUCAAGAUGAUCAGGGAGGGCUCCAUGUCAGAGGACGAGUUCAUCGACGAGGCCAAAGUCAUGAUGAACCUGUCUCACGAGAAGCUGGUCCAGCUCUACGGGGUGUGCACCAAGCAGCGCCCCAUCUUCAUCAUCACCGAGUACAUGGCCAACGGCUGCCUGCUCAGCUUCCUGAGGGAGGCCCGGCAGCGCUUCCAGCCCGCCGAGCUGCUGGAGAUGUGCAAGGACGUCUGCGAAGCCAUGGAGUACUUGGAAUCCAAGCAGUUCUUGCACCGAGACCUGGCUGCUCGCAACUGCUUGGUGAACGACCAGGGAAUUGUGAAAGUCUCCGACUUCGGCCUCUCCAGGUACGUGCUGGACGAUGAGUACACGAGCUCCAUGGGCUCCAAGUUCCCCGUUCGGUGGUCGCCCCCCGAAGUCCUCCUGUACAGCAAGUUCAGCAGCAAGUCGGACGUCUGGGCGUUCGGCGUGCUCAUGUGGGAAAUCUACUCCCUGGGCAAGAUGCCCUACGAGAGGUUCAAYAACAGCGAGACCACGGAGCACGUCAUCCAGGGGCUGCGCCUGUACCGGCCCCAACAGGCCUCCGAGCGCGUCUACGGCAUCAUGUACAGCUGCUGGCACGAGAAAGCUGAGGAACGGCCGCCGUUCUCGGCGCUGCUGGCCGCCAUCCUGGAGGUGAUGGAUGAGGAGCCGUGA
Nothoprocta perdicaria is the source of this 1998-nucleotide messenger RNA. RefSeq names its product Bruton tyrosine kinase (gene BTK). Gene Ontology annotation, biological process: T cell receptor signaling pathway; B cell receptor signaling pathway; peptidyl-tyrosine autophosphorylation. The coding region runs from base 1 to 1998 and encodes 665 amino acids. The record is from RefSeq and is a predicted model, not a curated record. The transcript has 18 exons. Gene Ontology annotation, molecular function: non-membrane spanning protein tyrosine kinase activity; protein binding; ATP binding. Lineage: Eukaryota; Metazoa; Chordata; Aves; Tinamiformes; Tinamidae.